GUUAGUGACGUCAACGAUGAUGUGAGGCGGGCAGCUGUCGAAUCUCUGGGCUUUAUUUUGUUCAGGACUCCUGAACAAUGUCCAAGUGUUGUUUCCUUGUUGUCCGAAAGUUACAACCCGCAUGUCCGUUACGGAGCAGCGAUGGCUUUGGGGAUCUGUUGCGCUGGGACAGGAAACAAGGAAGCAAUUAAUUUGUUGGAGCCGAUGACUAACGACCCUGUCAACUACGUGCGUCAGGGGGCUUUGAUUGCAUCAGCUCUGAUCAUGAUCCAGCAGACCGAGGUUCUCUGCCCAAAGUCAGAUCCUGUGCACAACCUGGUCAUCUCACAGCUGGAUUUUUGCAACACGUUCUACAUGGAACUACCAUUGAAGACUAUCCGGAAGGUCCAGCUGGCACAGAACACAGCUGUGUAG
Thamnophis sirtalis is the source of this 414-nucleotide messenger RNA. Lineage: Eukaryota; Metazoa; Chordata; Lepidosauria; Squamata; Natricidae. The record is from RefSeq and is a predicted model, not a curated record.